Messenger RNA from Dermacentor albipictus, 17324 nucleotides. RefSeq names its product menin 1 (gene Mnn1). Gene Ontology annotation, biological process: negative regulation of cell cycle; regulation of transcription by RNA polymerase II; negative regulation of cell population proliferation. NCBI's taxonomy places the organism in Eukaryota, Metazoa, Arthropoda, Arachnida, Ixodida, Ixodidae. Gene Ontology annotation, molecular function: Y-form DNA binding; chromatin binding; transcription cis-regulatory region binding. Gene Ontology annotation, cellular component: chromatin; nucleus; histone methyltransferase complex. The record is from RefSeq and is a predicted model, not a curated record.
GCGCCGCGCGCGGCGGUGCGCAGCGGACUCAAAACAAACAUGGCGCUCGGUGCUGGCGUGAAGCGUCAUUUUCCGAUGCGCAAAGUGGACGAUGUUGUCGAGUUCUUUCGAGCGCAGCUCGAGAGCGACAACGAGCCGGACCUGGCGUUGCUGUCCAUCGUGAUCGGGUACAUCGAGAACCUGCUGACAUUCCACCGCAACGUCGGCGUCGAGCCGGCGUCAGGCGGCGAUCAGCGGCAGCCGUGCUUCCCCGUCGUCGAGAUCGGUCCCAUUGAAGCGCUGCACGCCAAGUUCGCCUGUCAGAUCAAGGGAUCGCUCGACCUGAGCGCCAUCGAAACGGACUCUCCGGCCGGUCUGCGUGAUCUCAUCAAGCGAGUGUCGGACGCGAUCUGGUCGUCUCUUACGAGGAGUUACUACAAGGAUCGGCCUCACCUCCAGUCUCUCUACAGUUAUCUCACCGGAAACAAGCUGGACUGCUUUGGUGUGGCCUUUGCUGUAGUAGCUGCUUGCCAGGCAAUGGGGUUCCCGGAUGUCCACCUGGCCCUGUCGGAGGACCACGCAUGGGUCAUAUUUGAAGAGCGUGAAGAGACAGCUGAGGUCACCUGGCACGGCAAAGGCAACGAGGACAGGCGAGGCCAGCCCAUACCGCAGGACAAGAGCUGGUUGUACCUCAAUGGCCACGCCAUUCCGUGCACGCGGGCGACCGAGGUGGCUGCGCUCGUCUCCGCCAUCAACCCCACCAUCACGCCCACCACAGACAGCACCGAGCUUGUCAACCUCCAACAGCAACUGCUAUGGCUCCUGUACGACAAGGGCCACCUCCGGAAUUACCCGAUGGCGCUGGGGAACCUCGGCGAGCUGGAAGGUCUGUUUCCAACGCCGGGUCGGCCCCCGCCACAGGACCUGUUUGCAGAAGCUGUUCAUGCGUCGCGCACAUACUACCAGGACCAUCAUGUUUACCCCUACACCUAUCUGGGCGGCUUCCUGUUCCGCAGCGGGCGCCUCAAAGAGGCGUUGCGUGCAUGGGCAGAUGCUGCUGAUGUUAUUCGAAAGUUCAACUACGGCCGUGAGGACGAGGAGAUCUACAAGGAGUUCAUGGAGAUUGCCAACGAGCUGGUACCGCAGCUGGUCAAGCUCAGCAGCACGGGGGACGGCUUGCUUCUGCAGGAUCCGAGCUGCUUCGCACACUUACUGCGCUUCUAUGACGGCCUGUGUGCCUGGGAAGAAGGUUCAGCCACGCCCGUGCUCCACAUUGGCUGGGCGCGACCACUUGUCGGGACCAUCGCCAAGUUUCCAGCGUCGGUGAGGGCAGCGGUGUCGGUGCACGCCUCGACGGGAGACGAGGGCGAGGAGGUGGAGCACAAGAACCACAAGGAUGCACCGCCCUCGGUCUCUAAAGAAGACUCCAAAAAAGGCAGCGAGACGUCAUCGCAAGACAGCCUUAUGGCUGAUGGCAAGGAGCCGAAGGAGGAGGACUUCCUCAAGAGCCUGGAGAACCAGCUGGGACAGAGCAACGGCCCGCCUCACCCCGACAUUGUCGCCCUGGCUGCGGCAUGCGCAGAGAACAUCCUCAACCCCGACUACCUCUUGGGCUGCGGGGAGCCCUUCUCAACCAAAAACGGCAACAACGGGCUUUCCGCCCUGAAAGCCUCAGAGUCGGACUUUAUGGUCGGCGACCUCUUUGACCCCAAGGUCAAUGGCCACACGAGCACCGAUGACCUCAUUCGGGCUGUGCAGCAGGAGGCCAACAACAACAACAGCUUCAGCUUCGACGAUGACGACCUAGAUCUGGAUGAGGCAAAGGCAGCGCUGACUGCGAAGCCGGAGAAGUCAGGAAGCCGGAGUAGUGGCGAUGGUGGUGCGGCGACAGUCACGCUGUCGAGUCAAAAGAUGGCAGGCCUCAAGGAUCUCCUUCUUGCAGAGAAGCUGAACACCUCAGCGAUCCAACUGCAGCUGACGGCUCAGUCACAGGUCCAAGUCGUCAAACGAGGCCAAUCCAAUCCAGCUGGCGGGCCCCACGAAGCCACAACACGACACUCCAAGAGGAUGCGCCGGGAAUAGAAAGCAGGGCCAUCAAACUUCACCAUCGCUGUUGAAACCCCGCUGUGCCGAUUCUGCAGUGCUAAGUGAUCGCUUGUCGUCUGCUUGCACUUAGCAUCGUUUGCAGACGUACGCAAUCUCUGUUGGUUUUGAACGGCAGAUUGCUAUCCCCGAAAUUGUAAAAAUUCUUUGGCUUGGCGCUUUGUGCUGCGGCUUGCAGGUGGCCUUUGCUUGAAACGCUGCGAGUCUGUCUGUGUGCAGGGCGGAGUGCACCAUUUUGUGAGAAGUGUUGUCGCGGCAAUGUGUGAAAUGUUUUAGAUCGAUUUGUUAGGUCAGCAAAGGUGUAGUUGUCGCUUCUUCAUUUCUUUUUUUUUUCCUUUAUUUUUUUGCCAGUGUUGACGCAGCCUUGAGUCACACUGCAAAGUUGUGUUAUUGUUGGUCAGACCAUCACUUUUUUUUAAUGGUCAGUGUUGUUUAGAGGCUGGAGGGAGAAGUGUUCUCUUUUACCUUCCGCCUUCCCCACCCCUCUUUCUUUUUUUGCAUGUACAGACCACAGGUUCAACCAAAGUUGAACUUUGUCAGGGGCACCUUGAACAGCGUUGACGUGGCCAUUAAUUUAUGCACUUUGACGCCCAGUCGAGGUUCACUUUAUCACUGUCGUAGACACGUCCUUCUGUUGAACCAAGGCUGGGAUGUCAUCUAAGUGCUCUUGUGUAAAUCGUGAAUGCCCGGUAUGAAGCUUUAAGACUUUUUUUUUAUUACGUUUUUUUGUGUUGUGCGAAUGUAGUCACCUGCAUUUAAGAGAGCACUGCAGCAGCAGUGCUGCUCAGCGGCAUUUGUUUCUCGCACAUUACUUAGACAUCCUUGGUCUCGCAUUGUUUUGAAUGUGGGACGCACAAGACUGGGGGGACCACACUUUCCAUUAUUCAGUGGCGCACAGCUUAUGUAACGCUUAGUCCAGUGUAACGCCGUUGCCAGAUUGAGGUUCUUGAUAGCGCAGAAUGCUUAUUGAGCGUUCAGUGCUUUUAUCUAUGCCGUCUGGCUUGGGUUGAUAGAAGCUUUAUUACCUAUCUGAAAUUGAAUGGCAAGCCCGAAGAUCGUACGGUGAUGUGUGUUUUUAUUCUUGCAACCUCAAAACAAGGUUUCGCACUUGCCACUGCCUUGUGCUCACUGAAAUUUUUAACAAUGUUGCAUUUCUUGAUCCUCAUCGAUCAGUCGCACCUUGUAUCCUUGUUUUCUUCGUGCAAACUCUUAGCUGCUGACGCUUAGCGAAACCAAUUAAAAUCUCUGCAGCAGUUCGCUAUUCUCUUGGCGGAAAGCGUAUACAACAGUGGUUUUUCGCUAAUGCCACAUAAACAAGAUAAGCUAAGAUGUCAAGUGCAUAUUAUUGAAUGAUGCGUACCGAAGAAAUGCAGUGUUGUCACAAAAUUUGUGCUAGAACUAAGCAGCGAUAAGGCCCAAGUCUUCUUUUAAAGCUGUUCUAAUGAAUACACAGGUCACUGUAGCUACGCCUGUAGGUGAGAUAGGGAUGGUACUCACAGUAGGCGUGCUUUUGGUAUGAUGGAAUUGCCUUUGACGAAAGAGAUGGCUGUUUGCAACUUUAUUCCUCAUUAACCUGGCGGAGCUUAACUUUACGACAACAUGCGCAGCGACAAGUCAAAUGUCACAGUAUACUUGUGAGGUUUAUAUGUGUAUAUAUUUGUACAUAACUUAUGGUCUUAUCUUUGGUUGACGUCUAGUCGAGCAUGGUCAUUUUGUGUACUUUAGUGUGGGUAAUAUAAUUUCAUUUUCUUUUUUCGGGAGCAAGGAAAAAAAAAUGAAUUUCAGAAUUUUACACCUUGGAAAGUGGGUACAAAAAAAACUUUUUUCAAAUUUCUGAAUAUCUUAGGCUUUGCUGGUCUGUCCAGGCAUGGGGGCGUUUGUUUCAUUGAGUUUUUGUUAAUUCCUUAAGUUAAUCGUAGCAUUUAUUUUUUUUAUUUGCAUGGUUAUUCAGGCACCCGUGGUACCUUUGGUGUUGGGAGCACUUUGACGCCAUCUCUUUGAUGCAGUUAUAUUGUGAUUUUACGCCAACACUCGCAUCACAAGAGACAUAUUUGCACGGCGUGGAAUCUUUUAGAAGUGUUGAUUCUCAUUUUUCCAGUCUGUAAUACCACAGUGCUAACUUAUCUCUGUAGCUACCUCCCACAUUGGUACGUGAUCUUCAUUGCACAGGUAAUGCUCAUGUUGCAGUUUAUUUUCUGUCAGACAAUGGUCAUCAAGCUUUAAGAAGUCUGCAGCGCUUGUGGUGAAAAAGGCGAAAUGCACUCACCUGGUGUGUUCUUCUAUAUUUAAGUUCCAGUCACACAGGCACUUUAAGCAUUUCAAAAAUUUAUAUUGUUUCAUUUCGCACACACAAGAUGGAGGAAAACGACACUAAUGAAUUCAGCGAAGCACAAGCCACCAACACAACUGUCUGUCUUGUUCUUUUUCAAUGUGUGCUUACUAUAGGUGAUGAUUGAGCUUAAGCAUAAAAGGUAAAAAAAGACAAAGAAAAUGCUUAAAUGUGACAAUAGAAAGAAAACUUAGGCCAGCAGAGCUACUUUUGUUGUUACUAGGUUCUUCUCCAAAUUGUGCAGGAAGAAGUGGAACAUUGAAAUUAUGGGGUUUAACGUGCCAAAACCACUUUCUGAUUAUGAGGCACGCCGUAGUGGAGGACUCCGGAAAUUUCGACCACCUGGGGAUCUUUAACGUGCACCUAAAUCUAAGUACACGGGUGUUUUCGCAUUUUGCCUCCAUCGAAAUGUGGCCGCCGUGGCCGGGAUUCGAUCCCGCGACCUUGUGUUCAGCAGCCUAACACCAUAGCCACUGAGCAACCACGGCAGGUGAAGUGGAACAUUAUGAAUGCACCUAAACGAAGUGAUGGAAGGUGAACUUUGUGUGGGUGAGGCAUAAACACUUGCUUUGUAGGAACAUUUGGGUUGAUACAGGUAACUCAGGUUCGCAAACCCCUAAAUUAGGGUUUCCACUUCUGUCACUACGGAAGCGUUGCUGCAAAAAUCUGGCAGGCGACGGUGCUGGCGACGGACUGCAAUGUGAAAAGCACAUUCAAAUGAAGCGAUGAAGUUGUGAGUAGCCUUAUGCAGCUUUGAAGCCUGAUAAUGUAGGUGCAAUUAUUCUUUAAUGACAAAGCAAAAUAAUCGUAAUACACCAUAUUCAGCUUGCACCACAGGCAAGUACAUUGGCCAUGAAGAAUGUUUAGCAUAAGUGGCCGGUGACCGGAGCGGCAGAAUCUCGAAUUGUGGGGAAGGUUGCCAGUUACGUACAUCAGCGUUCAAGUGACUGUGCACAUAUAUAUACGACAAUCUUUUCAUCUCACAUUCGUUUGAUGGCCAGCCAUUAUUUUUUUUUUCCCAAACAGUAGCAGCAGCAACUGUCUACCAAAAUGACCUUGUGUGUGAGGAAUGGGAAUAGCCUGGUACUCUUGUUGCUCCAUCCACAUGUCGUCAUGCGGCAUUUAGUAUUGCAGUUUUGCUGUGCCGAUUGUCAAUCACUUGAGCUAAUAAUUUUUCGAGAAAGCACUGUGCGCCCUCACCAAAAUUUCAGCCUAAAAGCUUGGAAAUCAAUACACUCAGUUUACUCCGUCUUCUAAUUCACUCCAUCUAGUUGGCAGGAGUUCUCUAGACACAAUUUUUUCAAUUGUUUAUCUACCAUAGGCCAGAACGCAGUUAAAUUGAUGCGAAUGAAAAGGUUGAACCAGUAGCUGUCAACACCUGCAAUAAACUGUCGCUUGCAAAACUUUACAAGUGGCAACUCUUAACUGCGCUAGGGGUGGCUCAAAAUGUGCACCCUGUCAUACUGGCGUUAGAGAGUCAGAAGAGUGUUAGCCCGCCGUUGACUCAUUUGAAUCGGGAGAUGCACACUCGAAGUGUCGAAGUUUAUGGUACCGUGUGGAAGUACUCCAAGUACUAAGCUAAGCUUCCAGCCGACUUUUGCAUUAAUAGGGGCCAAGCACAUUAACCAGUGCUACACCAAAGAGCUUACUUUCCUCCCUAGGGCUGAUUUUUGUUCCAUAUCGCUGUCUCUUGGAGCGUACUAAAUGGAUACAUUAGGGCAAGCUAAUUUCACUCCAAGGUAUCUGCUGCCCCCCUUUUUUCAGAUGAAUUAUACACGCAAAGGGCGUGGGGACUCAGGAUAUUGCACUAUUUGUGUCCUCUCUAUGGAGUAAGAUAGACAGGCAUGCCGACUCUGCUUAUCUGGAAGGGAGAGAUCCUGGAAUGCUGGUCGCCGGUUCACAGCGGAUUUGUCAGGUGGCGCUACGUAUGAGAGAAAAAUGUGGAGUGGACAUGGGAGGGGGGGCUGCUCCAAUCAACCAAGUAGUGGGUAGAGUGUGGGUGCGCUGCUGUGGCAAGCUCGAGUCUUUCAGCCGUUGCUAUAGAAACGGCAUUAGGCCAUGCUUAACCUUGCUCCCGAUCUUCUUCGCAUAUUCGUUGUGUCGUCUGCUCAGCGCGUGCUGUAGCACCAGAAACACGCAUAUGUAUUGCAGUUCACGGAGAGGCGUUUGCAGGCGAAACAUGUCUUCACUUUAAUUCAUUUACUCGAAUUAUACCUCACAGGCCCCAUGUUGUGCCUUGAUUAAGGGAGGUUAAAUGGAAUUGUGUUAGGUGCAGGAACAAAAAUCAUGGAAAAAUGAAAUAUGAAGGCUAUGCAAGAAAAAAGAAACUAGAAAAUGGAGCGGCGGAUACAACGGUCGUCUGUGGGGUGUCGAGCUAUGUCAGGAGACAGUGUAAACAAACUUUUAGGGCAAUGGUGCCUUUUAUUACUGCUUUUGUUUUAGUGUCGUUCAAAUAGACAGAUGCAUGGCUUGCGUCUUUUCCUACGACACUUUUUGUGUUGCCUGGUUCUCUCCGUACCUUGUGGUGGUUCAUGAAGGCAGAAGCUUGACUUUCUCUGUAUGCUGAAAUUGCUCUGGCAAAAGUCCAUUUUGAGUUGUGCUUGAAGAGUUGGUGCUGUCCUCAUUUCGGGCUGUGGGGCUGCUGGGGCCGCUUUCUUCAGCAAAAAUCGUCGUUUGCAAGGCGUAUUCAAACCGUGCUCUUCGCUGAACAGAUCCCGGUGGACUCCAGGAUGCAAAUCUGAGAAUACCCUUAUGGCAUGUGGCCGGACGGGAGAACAAACCUACAGUGUGUGCGCUUGUAGACAUAUUGUUGUCCUUCUGCCUUUCUGCAUUGAUGUCUUGUGGUAGCUUUUGGCAUUUAGCAUCAGUGAGUUGCGCCUCGCUUUCUUCAAAAAUCAUAGAAACUGCUUCCUUUCGAAGUUGACCAAAGGACUUUCUUUUCGUUGCCGCACUUAUAAAGAAUCAUGUGCUACUCGAAAUCUGGUGCACAUUUUGUCAUUUGCUUUAGGCAGUCGCAUACUUCCAGGAAUUUUUCGUCACCACUGCUGUAGCAGUUUGAGCGAAUGCGGAUCACUGCGUGGCAUGAAAGACACGAGGAGGAAAGUGGAGGAAGAGGCCGUGGCGAAACCAUGAGGCGGAGAGCAGAGGAAGAAGGCAUGGCGAAAGGGUGACAGGAAAGGUGUAGUGGGGCAACAAUGGCUACGAGAUAACGCCAGAGCAGCGUGCAUUCUCUAGGUCUGUCGGCAGCAGCUGCUGCGAAUAGUGCCCACACGUCACCCACGUGCUGGCCCUCGUGAUCUCCCGGUUAGCGAGGCAGUCACACUAUACUUCACUCCAUUUGCAACUUGCUGCUCCAUUUGCAGCGUGCUGCACGAGACAGAUUUUCCACACCAGCCAAUAUGUAGAGAAAUGAAAACAUGCAUAGAGCUGCGUUCAAAUUUCACAUUAUGGAGUAUCGUAUUCGUCGGUGAAUUUCUUUCGUCUGCUUUCUGCAGGGACAUGUACAAAUGCUUUGUGUAAGUGCAGAAAGAGCAGGGGGCAUGUGCACAUUCGCAUUCUUUUUAUUUGUGUGCACAUAAUUUUGUGUUUCAUCGCUGUUGAAUUGAGAUGGCCAAAGGUCCGAUUGUGUGGCGGUGGAGUCGGCACUACUGUCUGUCUUACCCCAUAGUCCAGUCUUAAAGACAAGGGCAUUCAACCUGUGCACUUCUGCUGCCUCAUUGCAGUAGGAGGGCCUAAAUCAGUGAAAGGAAUAACAAAUUUUGCAUUGAAAUCAUAGUGUUGCUAAACCAUCGCGUAUUUUUAACUAACAUCUGCGGAGAAAAUUUUUAAAGAACAGUGUAGCAGUAUAGCCUGAUCUAGUGCUUGCCUUUAGUGCCACUUAAAGCAGUACUGAUGCACCAUUUUGGACUUGUAAUUUUUCCACGUUAACUGACACUCCAAGUCCUUUAAAGCACACAUGCACACAAAAGAAACUGGCUAGUGUCAAAGCACCCUGUAUAACUUAAGCUUACUAUAAUGCUUGUUUCUAUAAACCAGUUUUAAUUUGGGGAUGCAGGAGGUGGUUGCGUCUUGAUGUGCUGGCCAGCUUCAUUUGUGCAAGUGCUGUAGCUGCCCCACGCAUGGGCAGCCAUCUUGUUCAUUUGUUUUAUGAGCAAAGCCAUCGCACGUUUAUUUCUAAGUGAUGCCAGCAAAUUUUUCUGUGUUUCCUGACAUCACGAUAAUGUUGAUGACACCAGGUACAGCAGUUUGAGACCAACGUUAAUAGGAAAUUCUAAAACUGGGGCAGAACUCACCUGUAAUGACAGUCCAGGCACUGCGAAUAGCAGUAUUUAGGGGUAAAAAUCAGUUUGUUUUAACCUGAAUCAGUGAGCGCAAUGUAUGUCCCCAGAAUGUUCUGGGAGGAACCUGAAUAGAAUGGGACUGCACUAGAGUGCACCUUCGCUUCGACUAGUCUAGGCAUUUUUCUCCACAUAAAUAAUUGAUUCUGCAUUCUGAAAUUAAGUCCUACUUCAGCCAACUGACAGAAGUUUACAAGUACGUUAUUCAGAAUUUGGAUGUUAUCGCAUAGUUUUUGCAAAACACCAGUGCUUCCGGCAGUUCUAUGUGCUUUGCGAGAACGGCUUUUCGUGUGAGAAACGCAUGGUAGAGUGCCUACGACUUCAAAUAUAUGGGUUCGUACUCCUCGUAAUGCUUCCCUGCAGGCAGACGUUGCUAGCUGCAAAAGUACUAGCAAGUGGUGCCAGGUUUCUCGAGCGCGCCGUUGUUCCAUACUGCGCUUGAUUUUAGAUUUUUUUGAAACAUGGUAUUUUGACAUCGCAGAUGCGGUAGUACUAGCAUUGAGCAGCAUUAGCGUGCGUAGAAAAGAAAAAAAAAAGCAUUUUGUACUGUUCGUGCCUGCGUGCUGCACAAUUCAAAGCACCUGUUAACAGGCCACUGUUUUUUCACUUUGAAACAUGUAGUUAGCACCACUCACGUAUGAAGAAAACAAAACACUCUUUUUUUCUUCAUCACUACCAUACCUGGAUGUGGAAUUUGUCUUAAGACAUGUCACGAAGGCAGUAAUGGCACUAGUGGCAAGUAAUGUGAGAGCAGCAGUGGAAGGAUUUUCUGAGGUCACAGUAGCAUGCUUACAAAGUAGUUUUAAUAGAGUUUAGUUUAUUGUUAAGCCUGCCUUUAUGUUGGAAGAAAAUUAGUCAUUGCUCAUCAAUUUUAAUUGAGUUAAUUGAAGAUGAAUUCAUCAAGUUGAAUGGAACUAAGGCCAGGACGUGAAAAAAAAAAGAAAGGGAAAAAAUGCUACCUGAUCAGCUUAUGAUAAAACAUUCAGUUUAGCUACAUAUAUGUGCUUUAUGUCUAAAACAACUUUUGUGCGAUAUCUAUUGUUGGCUCUGGAUCUGGGAGCAAGCACUAGACAUGAUGAUUCAGUAAAGAAAUGCUACAAGACGCACAUAUUUAGAGAAACAGGGCGGCAGACCAGCUCACGAGCCCAUGUGACUUGUAAGCUUGUGUCGUUUACUUACUUUUGUAACGACCAUCUGUUGCGCUAUUUUAUUCUACUAUGGGUGUGCCUCUCGGCAUUUCUUUGCAGAACCAUUGUGUGCAGAGCGUACUUCUGAAACCGCAGCUUGUCCAGCACAUGACACGAGCAUUCGUGCCACCUGGCACAUGUGUGGAAUGAAAAACACAUGUUGCGUAGAGCCGUGAAUUUCAGAGCUAUUUCUGUUGGCUGUCAGUCUCUAGAAGCGACAGAUACUGGCAAAACUAACUCAAUCCUUCAUACAUGUAUUGGUUUCACCACUUAACCAAAUUGUAUCAGGCAAUGUGUUGUUUUGGUUUUAUCCUUUAUGUACAGCAGAUUCACUUUAAAACAAACUUUGUUAUGACAUAUUCUGUGAUAACCUGGACCUAUAUUUGCAAAACGUAUCUAAGAGUGUUUUCUCAUUGGCUGUUGCUCAGGUGCCUGUCAUUCAUGGUAGGGAUUUAUGAAAUAGUGGAAUGAUCCUUAUAGUAACGGCCAAUCUCGGGAACCAUAUAAGUAAUGUUUUGUGAGUGUGGGAGCCAGAACUGUUUGAGGAUCUUUCUUCACUUUCUUUUAAAUUCAUUGUUAAGAUGAACGUUUGAUAAGGUGAGUAGAUUUCUGAGGUCCUUUCAUAUUGUCCUUCAAGGGAGUCUGCUGAACUAUAAAUCAAACAGAAGACUGGAAUUUAGAUUACCCAACAAGAAGCUUGCACCGUGGUAGUCCAAGUGUAAGUUGUGUUAAUUAGGAGUAGUUUCAUUGACUGGCUACUUGAAAGGGGAAAAAAAAUGCACAGUUUUACAUCUUAUAGCAGGUGCAUUGGAUAAAUCAUAACUGCUUCCAUAUUAUUGCCAGCAGACAACGCAGAGACACAUAAUUGCAAUUCUCAGUGAGGCAGGUGUAACCACUUUUGCUUAACAUCUUUCUUUACAUUGCUGUGUGUAAAUGUGAUAGCAACUUGUGCGUUUGGAGUAUUUACACCUGCUGCCUACAACUGACAAUUUUAUGUGCUGCAAUGCACCCAGCACAUUCGUUUGCGUUGCUGAUGUUUAUUGCAUGCAAAAAUCUCCUUAUGUGAGUUGUUACUGAAAUCUCCGGAGAUUAAUCUUGCUUGUAAAAUUUUCUGCACUGUUAUUUGCCCACAGUAUUUCCCCAAAACUUAGAUCCUGUAAAACUGACUGGCAAUUCAAAAAUGCUUUUAUGGAAUGGCUUGCUUAUUUCCAAUAAUCCAGCAUUGGUUGAUUUGAGUGUGUGUAGACAUUUUGAAGGGUGCUCAUGUUUGUUCAAUGUCUUUUUAAUUAACAUAUAUAAUUUGAUUGUAUUGCAUCUACUGUCAGGGUUGAAUUAACUGUAAUCAAUUAUAUGUCAUUCUGGGAUUACCUCAAUUUCGUCUUCUUUUUCCCAAAGAACUCGAGCGAAGGAGGCUAUAAAAGCAUCAUAACCAGUAUCGCGCAUGUCUUAUGCAAUUUCAUGUUUGAACUACUGUUUUAUUAAUUGCACGAAGCAGUUACUGUCAAGUUCCUGAUAGCAGGGAGGCUUGCAGUUAGCGUUCACCCUGUCACAAAUUCUUUAAAGUGCUUGAAGCUGGGAGUAUGAAAAAGCUGACGUAUUUAAUACGGCAAAGCAUUUCUCGAUCAAGACAGCUGAUUUUCUGGCAUGAACUCAACAUCCUGCACAAUUGGAAAUAGCCCACUUAAGCAUUUGCAGCCAUAGCUCAGUGGAAUGCUGGUCACUAGUGUGAAUUGGCUUAAUGAUAGAGCACGUCAUUUCCUUUCCGAGUGUAGGGCACUUUUUCAGUUCUCGUGCUGACGCCACCAUGCGGAGUGAACGUGAUAGAGCACAGUUUCGAGCGAAUCAGACUCUUAAUCGGAACGAGGCCCCUUUAAGUGAUCCGUAAAUUGGCAUGGAGGUUUUGAAUUUUUUGUCCGCCCCUUGUUUUGCUGGCAACAGAAUCAAACCCCCCUCUUGUCUUGCUGCACACUGGGGCUCAAUCUCGUAGCGGUUCAGAAAGCGAACUGUUCGCUUGCCUUUGCGUGAUUGGUCAGAAUCAUGCUGUCGUCAGCACAAAAGUGCCAUUCUGACUAAUCGCACUAGGACAAGCGAACGACUUGCUUUCCGAACAGUUGCCCGGUCGCACCCCUGAUCUCCCCCAUGGUUGCGACGGCUUCUACACAAGCACUCCUGUUGGUUGCGAGAAAGUUCGUGGCAUCCGGUGGAUGAAACUUUCAUUGUUAGGACUAGCGAAGGCAAAAAGAGAGAAAUGUAUGGCCAUGAUGUUAGCGUGCCUGACAAUUUCUGCGUAAUUUCUUGCGUUCUUGUAAGGGAUUGCCAAGUGGAUGCCGGCAGGAAGUUAGGACUAGUGCUUGACGAGGUAGGCAUGUGGAAACAUGAGCUUUUCACUUGUGCAAGAAUGUGCAAGGGAUUCAGGUCCCUCAUUUGACCACUGCAUGUGAUGUAGAUCCAAUUAGGGCCCCCUUGAAAAUGCACCAGGGAACGGACAAGGCCAUGACUAUUGGACGUGGAUAUCUCUAGUUUGUACGGCGCAUGUAACGUUGAAGCACUGAAUAGUGUGCAAGACUUGAGAUGUGUCAGCAGAGCUGUGCAUUUCAGUACUAGGGCAGCAUGUAUACCAGAUAGUUGUGAUCGUUUUAUUUAAUUAUAAUCCUUUAGAACUGGCUUCGCAAGUGAAUAAACGUGCAGACUGCGCCUUUAUGCAAGAGCUUUUGGCUGUACAAAUGCGAACUUUUCUUGGGCUUACAACAAUUAUUACAGAUGCAUCGGUUAAGACGUUCCGUGAAUUGCAGGCAGAUCAAAAUGUGCACUUUUGGUGACUUAACAGAAGCGAAAGGGGCAUUGCCACUGUUAGCCAUCAAUGCAAAAGUGGUUUCUCUCACAGCACAAUUCUGUGCAGGAGUAACCAAAUGCAAAGGUGUGCUUAAAUUGCCGCAUGCAACACGUGGAAAGUGUUUUUGAAAGCCUAACGUCAUGGAACUGGCAGUGUCUAUAUUGACUAUGGAAGAUGGUUUGUAAGAUCGCAGUUGUCAUUACUAAGGUGCUUGAAACAAGUUCCUGGAAAAGAAUCCCAAUGUUGAGAGCUGUUGCUGAUGUUGUCAAAGUGCUGGUUUUAAAUGGUACUGCUGGAAUAACAAUUGUUGCAUCCAUCUGUCGAUGGUGAUAGCUGGUUUGGCUAUAAAGCACAUAUGCUGCUGUUAAGAGAAGGGUGUUUGUUGCAUGCAGUCGAAAGUCUAUUCUGUGUGAAAGAGGAAGAGUCGCUCUUGUUGUUGAGGUGGCGUUUGUGCUGCCACUGUGAUUAACGAGUUCCCAGGUUUAUCCUGCAGUUGAUGCAAGCAUUGAUGCACAGUAUGCUGUACAGAAUUGUGACGACAUGUGCCCAUAUUUUUGUUAGAAAGCGAGCAUUUGUGGCCGUUUUCAUUUGUUGCAUCUGCCUGGUUCGUGUUUCGCCAGUGCUGGAGUCCUCACUCGAACGGAAUUGCGGAGGAUGUGACUGCUUGCUUCAUGUUAUCCUUUAGCUCACUUAAUGGCAAAAAGAAAGAAGCCUGCAUAAUUGAAAUGAGUGAACUGUAUGAGUUGCUAGAAAUGGAAGGAAUUUGUCUGCUAAUACGCUGUCUUCAUGGCGUUGUUUAUUUUAAAUAAUAGCAUUGAAGUAAAAGUGACAGCCAGCUGGAAACAAUGAGGUAGCUCAGGGGUGGUAUUCUCAGUCUGUCACUGUGGUGAACGAGUUCACUUUUGUGUGAAUAGCUCUGGACGUGUCACCUUGUAUAAAUUACAGCAUUCCUGGCGCUGUGUUGAGAGAGUGUGCUUGGUACUAUGCCAGGAAUGCUGCUACCCAUAGUCAUCAGCGACCCACAAGAUGGUGUUCACCCGAAAAUGAAAAUGCCAUCCCAGGAAUCGAAACAGUAAUGUUUGACAAGGUGAGCAAGGGUACUAGGCUAACGAUUCUUUACACCUUAUGUUUUGACAACUUUCGCUCCAAGCAAAGGAACCUGCCUUUGAUAGGAGCAGAUCUGUUGCCUGGCUAAGAGUUUUCUUUUGAGCGAAGACACCAGCACUGGGUGUUACAAAGGCAUCUGGGUAUGUUUGAAAAGAUCUCUAUUUGUAGAGGAGAUGGUUAGCCCAGCAGAGCCUGCCACCAAAGUACCACUGUACAUAGCAUGCUAGAGAGUAGGUUAUCUGUUGAAUGUUUAGUGGCUUGUAUAUUUUUUGCUUGUUAUUUGUUUCUUGCAAGGGGGCCUGGCUCCAAGCUGUGCAUCCCAUAAGAAGACGUUGGUUCCUGUGAGCUGUACAUUGCGUCUGUUGUGGUCACGGUGUAGUCAGAUAUGUAUACCAGCAUGUAUCAGAAAGUGGUUUCAAGUUGCAUUUCACACUGUUUACGAGCAUUUAUGCAGAGCAGAGCAUUACAUUGCUUGGCCUGACCCUACUUCACACGAAAAAGAUAUGCAUAUGCGUGUUUUUUAUCUGGACAAUGUGGUUUAAGCCUCUCUGGACUCAAAUGUGAGUCAGCCUGUGUUUUUGGACUCUGCGCGUCACUGCAUUAUGGAACACAAGUUGGUGUGAGGAAAGGCCAAUUUGCAUUUUUUCUUCUGCAAUGUUCCGAGCUUUUUUUCUUUUGUGCGCUUUACAGGCAGUACAAAGGACUUAGAAAAACAUGCCAUAUAAUUUUCAAAGAAGAAAAAGAAAGUGAUGCAGCUCUGUUGUCAGCAUCAGGGUGUUUAAAUGUAAUGCUGUAGUCUGGUUUCGGUAAGAGUGCUGCACAUUCGUAUUUGUAUUUUAGCUGCGUCUGAUGUUUAUUGCAGAUUCUAUGGGAGCAGGAAACACUUAACACUGCAGAUACUGGCAGCACUCUCUUGUGCUUGUUGUAAAACUGGAUCAAUUACUCUUAUCACAGAAUUGUGAGAGAUCGGUACCAAACGUCUGUCAAUUCACCAGCUUCGCCACAAAAAUCCUGCGCAUGCAUGAAGGUUAGACAAAGAGCAACUGUCUGCCUGUUGCACAGACACUUUCUCGAGAACGGUAAUGAAUAGAAUGUUGAAACGAAUGAGGUUUUCUGAACAGAAUUCGAUCGCCACGACAUCUCGCGUACCCUGUCGCUUCACAGCCUCUAGCUUGUUCGUGCCCAAAUUUGUGCGAGAGUUUCACAUUCUUAGUUUUUUUUUGUGUGGCACAUCAGUUUUCACUGUCUAUUAAGAAGAGGAACAUACCGAAAUUUCAGUGUCUGUUUAAAGGACUCCACACGUUGCCGUUUUCUAGGUGAAGUCGGGGUUUGUGCCAAGGUUUGUGCCUCUGCUUUCUGCUCCAGGAGGGCUCUAAGUAGCUUUUCCAUGUUUUACAGGUUAUGCACGACCAAAAAAAAAAAAAAGUGGAAGAGAGAGAUAUGGCGUUGGCCUCUUUGUCGCGGUAUGUGAUCAGAGUCAUUUGCUUGGCUUGCUUUUGCCACAGGUUUUUGGUGGUGUCCUCUCUGUUGGCAUUGGCUCUUGAGCGAAGCUGUACGUGUAGACGCAGCGGUUGUUGGCUUGUGCAUAUCGCUUGUUUGGUGUGUGUGUCUAACUCACAUGUCAGAGCUAUGCAAGUCCACAAACCGCGCACACACACACACACAGUUUUUUUGGGGGGGGUGGGGGAAGCUGUGCAUACUUGGCCUUCCUGAUAUCUUCCCCCUACCUCCCCCACUUUUACCUUUGAGGUCAGUUCCCACGUAGAGAGAGAAACUGUGAUGUUUUUACCUCCUGUUUUGAUCAGCAGAAAACAUUUGUGUUUUUGUUUUCUAGUGCACAAAGCAUGGUUGUAAAUACUGUCGAACCUUGUUACAACCAAGUUGCAUCCAACAUGAGAAUACCUUCGUUAUAACUGAUUAGUCAAACUCGGUAUAACAAACAUGGAUAUAUAACAAAUUAUCUGAUAUAGCAAAUUAUCAGUUAUAACGAGAUAAGUCUAAAAUGUUUCUUCCUGAUGCCAGCAUGUAAUGAAUAUAUGCUUAUAAUGAAAAUUUGAUAUAAUGCUAUUGUUCUGUCAGAUGCGACUUUGUUACGAGGUUCGAUUUAGAGGCACAUAUUCGUUACACUUUGAUAUCGGCGAUAAGCAUUUUAGAUCUACUUUUUAAUCCACAUUAUUUGUACCAAUCUUCGACUGUACUGUAGUCAGUGCCAGUUAUCUAUUAGUGUUUUCUUUCUUACACACGUGCAGUGUUAUCCUAGUACUAUCUCUCUACCUGCUGUUGACAUCUUGGAUAACCCAAGUAUCAGCCCAACGUUGUAUCUUGCAUAAGCACAGUUCAAUUCUUGCCUCGUUCUUUGAGGCUUGGGUCGAUUUCUCAAUCACUGGUUCUGCAUUUAAUGCAGUUUGUCUGAUGGGAACACUUGUGUAAAGGCAUUUGUGGAACUGGCACAGAUUCCAACUGGCAUCAGAAAACUUGUCAUGCACUUUUUUUUUUCUAUACACACAUUUAGUGCAGAGGAUAUCAUUACAUUGCACAUACAGCUAACCCAUUGUUUCCUUUGAAAAACAAAAGAAAACAAAAUAAAUGCCAUUUGGAAUACUCACGAUUUCAUUUUGAUGACCUUGAUCUUGCAUUGACAUCAGACAAGCUAUAUUUCAUGUCUGCAGGUCAUUUUUGGCGCUUUGAAAUGAUUGUUAAUUCUCCUAACAAGUCAUUUCGCAAGUGCACCAUACAGAGUGGUCGCAGCACCACUUUUCUAGCAUUUCAUCCUUGCAUUGUGAUGCAAAACAGGUUUUGAUUUUUCCAGAGUUAACACGGUUUGCACUUUGUGUUGAAUGUCUGUCAAACCGAUCUCCUCGGGGUCAAAACGAUUGACGCUGUGAACAGCUCUAGAAGUCACCCAGGUAUUUCUUUUUCCAAAUGGAAAACAGACCAAUGUUGUCAAAGUCUAUGUGUUUCUUUCUUCUUUGAUGCACAUAGUGUGUUCUCUCAAUGAAUGUGCACCUAAUGUUCAUUUAUUUUGUACAUAGACCAUGUGGGUAGUUAGUGUAUCUUUGGUUCACCAUUUCCAGCUGUCAUUUAUCAUGUAUGCAUGUACUGAGUGCAAAGUGCAAGUCAUGUUGGCUCCACUUUCGUGUGUGUGUUUUUUCUCUUACUGGCAGAAUUCGGUGGUUUGUUGCCAAUGUCCUUUUUUUUUUUGUCACAGAGAUAUUAUCUAUUAGCCUUUUUUCUCCCUUUCUGUACAGCAACAUUUAUUUUGAUUUCAGAUAUAUACAUAAUUAUUCACGCACACCAGCACAACACUCAAAAGGUAGUUUCUUCGGUUAACACAGUUCCUUUUUUUUUUACAUGUGGUAACAACGUUGGUGUCGAUCGAGUACUCAUUGGACUUGCCACUGGAAAAAAAGAAAAGCAAAACAAAUAAAAUGUCUGGUCAGUAUUUGAAA